GACUUUGCGGAGUGCCAAUUACCUUUAGCGUGUCUCAAUAAAAGCACUCACGAACCCUUUGCCCCUUAUUAAAGGCACAUAGGUCAACUAUCACUUGCUCCAUUAUAACGAAAAUAUUAAUUCAUUGACAAAUAAAAUAAAUAAUUAGUUAUGUUUUUAGUCUCAACAUUAUUGAUAAAAAAUGAAUUAAAAAAGAAAAAACAGUCGGUAUAGUUUUCCAUAAAUAUAGGGUCACUAUGUAGAAGGAAGAGAGAAUAUAAGAGAAGUCACGCUGGUGUUUCCUCUGUGUUAGAAGAAAGUGAUGGGUGUCUCAAGCAUGAAUUGCAUAAUAAUUGUCUUAUUUUUAUUUGCAUUAAGUGAAAUUCAAACGAUUGCAGGAGCAGGAACAGACACUCUGAGCUGCAACUUUCUUAACAGUCCAUGCGUUGGGAAGAAAAUAAGAUGCCCAUCUCAGUGCCCUCUUAAAUCACCCUCUGACCCAAAUGCCAAAGUUUGCUAUCUUGACUGUGCUUCUCCUGUAUGCAAAACUCAAUGCAAACAUCGCAAACCAAACUGCAAUGGUCGUGGAUCUGCAUGCUUAGACCCUCGAUUUGUUGGAGCAGAUGGAAUAGUCUUCUACUUCCAUGGAAGAAGUAAUGAACAUUUCACCUUAGUAUCUGAUCAAAAUCUUCAAAUCAAUGCACGUUUCAUUGGCCUAAGGCCUGAAGGUAGAACCAGAGAUUAUACUUGGAUUCAAGCACUUGGAAUCCUCUUUGAUUCCCACAACUUCAUUGUUGAAGCCACCUCAGCAACAACAUGGGAUGAUGAAAUUGACCAUUUGAAAUUCUCUUACAAUGGAGAAGAACUUCAAAUUCCACAAGGUUACCUCUCUACAUGGGAAAUCCAAGAUAAGCAAUUUCGGGUCGAGAGAUCAUCGAGUAGGAAUAGUGUUGUUGUUAAUGUUCCUGGAGUUGCGGAAAUGUCGGUGAAUGUUGUGCCUGUCACUAAGGAAGAUAGUAGAAUCCACAACUAUCAAAUUCCUGAUAAUGAUUGUUUUGCUCACUUGGAAGUGCAGUUUAAAUUCUACGAUCUGUCUUCGAAAGUUGAAGGAGUUCUUGGGAGGACUUACCAGCCGGAUUUUCAAAAUCCAGCUAAGUUAGGGGUGGCGAUGCCAGUUGUCGGUGGGGAAGACAGAUACAGAACUACAGCACUUCUUUCUGCUGAUUGUGGUGCCUGUUUAUUUGCUCCUAGUGAAGCUUCAAACAAGAACAUAGUGAUUGAAAGUGUCCUAGAUUGAAGAAAUGUUGUAAACAUGGGAAUGGUAUAGUUUGCAAAAGAUAAAUAUUUAAGUUAUUGGAUGUUGAACUUGUAAUAAGAUAGUUGUUUUCUGUCUUGUAAUAAAUAAAAAAUGAAAUGUUCUAUUUGUUUCUUAAAAUAAUAA
Molecule: messenger RNA, 1420 nt
Organism: Cicer arietinum (chickpea)
Lineage: Eukaryota; Viridiplantae; Streptophyta; Magnoliopsida; Fabales; Fabaceae
Source: RefSeq, a predicted model, not a curated record